Molecule: messenger RNA, 315 nt
Organism: Closterium sp. Yama58-4
Lineage: Eukaryota; Viridiplantae; Streptophyta; Zygnematophyceae; Desmidiales; Closteriaceae
Source: the annotation of a GenBank genome assembly
AUGCAGGUACCUCAACCAGAAUUCUCUUUCUGGGUCACUUCCCAAUGCGUUGUCUGCAAUGACAACGUUGGUGGAGAUGUAAGUCACUCAAUUAUGUCUGUGGCCAACAACCGCCUCUCAGGCACCAUUCCUUUUGGCUUGAGCACGCUCACCAAUCUCAACACUUUUGACCUGAGCAACAACCUUCUGCAUGGGACCAUCCCCACUCAGCUCACCGGCCUUGUCCGCCUCACUCUCCUGUACCUCAAUGGAAAUUCCCUUUCUGGGUCUCUUCCCAACGCCCUCUCUGCAAUGACGGGCCUCCAGGCAGUGUGA